AUGAUGAUCCGUUCCGCCCUCAUUGCCGCUGUCGGCGCUCUUACGUGCGGCAUCGCGUCCGCCCUCGAGACUUUUGAGCGAAACCUUAUCUUCCAGCCACCCGACAACUACACUGACCCUCGCGUCCUGUAUCCUCGUACCGUCCAGCUCAUCGACGGCCGUCUUCUAGCUACUUGGGAAAACUACUCCCCCGAACCUCCCCUGGUCUGGUUUCCCAUCUACGAGUCACUCGACGGCGGCCUCACCUGGGAAGAGGUCGGCCAGGUCCACGACCAAGUCAACAACUGGGGCCUGCGCUACCAGCCUUUCCUGUAUGAGCUGCGGCAGGACUUUGCUGGCUUUCCUGUCGGGACCAUUCUCCUGGCUGGGAACAGUAUCCCCACCGAUCUCAGCGAAACCCAAAUCGACCUGUAUGCUUCGCGGGACAAGGGUCGCACCUGGGAGUUCCUCUCCCACGUUGCGCGUGGCGGCCGUGCCAUUCCUAGCAAUGAGGAGACCCCGGUGUGGGAACCAUUCAUUCUUAUCUUCGAGGAUGACCUGAUUCUGUACUAUGCCGACCAACGCUCAUCCGAGCAUGGGCAGGAAAUCUCCCACCAGACGACCAAGGACCUUAAGAACUGGUCAGACGUCGUCAUUGACGUAACUUACCCAAGGUAUACCGACCGCCCCGGCAUGCCGUUUAUCACCCAGCUAGCCAAUGGCGACUAUAUGUACACAUUUGAAUGGGGCGGUGCCGAUAUUAUCACUCCCUACUCGUUCCCCAUCUACUACCGCAUCGCCAAGGACCCUCGCAAGUUCGCCGAUGCUCCCGACCGCUAUAUCAAGAGCACCAACGGCGGAGUCUUCCCUAUUAACAGCCCCAAUGUCGUCUGGUCUCCCGUCGGUGGCUGCAACGGCACCAUUGUCGUCAGCAGCAACAGCGCUCCUCUCUUUAUCAACCGCCGUGGCGGUGACCCCGACGCUUGGGUAGCCUACGACUCCCCCGAAGCCGGCGCCUACACGCGCAAUCUGCGCGUUUUCGAGGAGGAUCCCGAUUACCUGAUCAUUAUGGGAGCAGGUGUUUUGCCUCCUAGUACUACAAACAAAGUCACCGUCAGCGUGCUCAAACUUAGCAAUCUCCUAGGCCUCAAGCAGGCAUAA
Messenger RNA from Colletotrichum graminicola M1.001, 1140 nucleotides. RefSeq names its product BNR/Asp-box repeat protein. The transcript is spliced from 2 exons. The record is from RefSeq and is a predicted model, not a curated record. The coding region runs from base 1 to 1140 and encodes 379 amino acids. NCBI's taxonomy places the organism in Eukaryota, Fungi, Ascomycota, Sordariomycetes, Glomerellales, Glomerellaceae.